Molecule: messenger RNA, 1777 nt
Organism: Suillus fuscotomentosus
Lineage: Eukaryota; Fungi; Basidiomycota; Agaricomycetes; Boletales; Suillaceae
Product: S-adenosyl-L-methionine-dependent methyltransferase
Exons: 11
Coding region: 285-1700 (471 amino acids)
Molecular function (GO): O-methyltransferase activity
Source: RefSeq, a predicted model, not a curated record
CAGGCUAAACCUUGGCUUAUCUACUUGCGUAUAUCCAGAUUUAAUAUGGAUGACAUUCUCAUCAGUAUUUCAUCGGAAUCCUGUCAUGAAAUCGAAAGCCAAGGAGAUCGAGUUCAGCUUCAAUCGGAAAUGAUGACAUCCAGCAAAUCACAGGUUAGAUGUACCCUGCGCUCUUAUCGAUCCUGCCGCUACAUGAGAACUCGGGUAACAACCGGUGGCGGAAAUCAGGUCUUGUGAGCGGUCAGACUAGGAUGAUGUAUCUUGUCAAGGAAUAUAAAACAUGAAUGACUGAGAGGGAAUCACGCACACUGCAAAAAAUGACGGACCCAAAUGAAGUCAAGGUUGAGACCCUCCUGAGCAUCAUCAACUCCUCCGCCCGCGAAGCGAUAACGGAAUACAAGAACACUGGACAUGGUGUCCCUGGUGUCGACGCAGGGACCCUCCACCCCCUCGACUUCGCGACAGAUACACUUGCCCUCAGAAAGGCAAUCAGGCUGCUCGAGGGUGCAUGCGAGCAAUUGAACACGAUACUGGCUCCCCCCCAACACACAACAUACAAUUUUGUUCAUAAUUACAACUGGGCGUGCAUAGACGUCGCCGUUCAAUCACGUAUUGCAGACGUCUUGGACAAAUACCCGGAAGGUCUCAGGGUGGAUGUGUUGGCUGACGCAGUCAAUCUCGACAAGACCAAGAUCGCACGCGUCUUGCGAGUUCUGGCCCUCAGGGGUUGCUUCAAAGAAGUCAAACGAGACGUAUUCGCAAACACGCGACUCUCCCUCGUGCUCAGGUCAACGAGCAACGUUGGGUCUUGUAUACGACACCAGCGAGAGUACCCCAGAUAUGCUGCGGUUCUCUAUGAGACUAUGAUCGACCAAGAGUUUGCAAGAUCGAACGAGGUUGAAAAGGCCCCUCGAGCAUUUGCUCUCAAGAAGGAAGGUAAAAACAACGGCUUCUGGGAAAUGAACGAUGAGGAACUCGAUACAUUCCACAAAAGCAUGAUGGGCUAUUCUGAAGUUCAGAACUCGUCUGCGGUACUGCAUCAUUACCCUUGGGACAAUGUAUCCUCUGUCGUGGAUGUUGGAUCUGGAACCGGAGCGAUGUCUAUUCCUCUGGCGAAAAUGUUCCCUCAUCUCAGAAUAACCGAUCAGGAUCUCCCAGAAACUAUGAAACUGUCGAGAAGUGUGAGUCCAGACAUCGGGUACACGCCCAGUGGGAAAGUUAUAUUUAUAUUUGAUCAGAUAUGGGAGAAGAAGGCUCCUGAGGCGCUGCUCAGCGGGCACGUAGAGUUCGUGCCAUUGAAUUUCUUGGAGGAGUCACCUGUUGCUGGAAAGGAUGUUUACUAUCUGAGGAGCGUCAUUCAUGACUGGCCGGACGAUGAAUCAAGGGUGAUUCUGAACAACAUUCGCAAAGUAAUGGGACCGAACAGCCGAGUGUUGAUUCAUGACUGCGUGCUCUUGCGCCCAUUCCAAGAGCCUGCCGCAGAGGCUAACGAGUUUAGUAAGGCACCCGAACCCACGUUGUUAAACUUCGGUAGUCACACAUCACACCAACUUGACUUGGCUAUGUGGCUUCUUUCCAAUGGCAAGGAGCGAACCUUGAACGAAUUCAAGAACAUUGGGGCAAGUGCUGGUCUAGUCCUCACCCAAACCUAUGAUCUUGUAGCGACGACGCUCUUGGAAUUCAAAAUCGCUCAGGACUGAUGCCGAACAUAAUCUGUGUAAUCUUCUGUUAUUGUACUUUUACCCUUCCCAAUUGAUUAUCCCAUAAUUUAACCAAG